Drosophila grimshawi is the source of this 910-nucleotide messenger RNA. RefSeq names its product protein ARV1 (gene Arv1). The transcript is spliced from 4 exons. Gene Ontology annotation, cellular component: Golgi apparatus; cortical endoplasmic reticulum. Gene Ontology annotation, biological process: regulation of plasma membrane sterol distribution; sphingolipid metabolic process; sterol metabolic process. NCBI's taxonomy places the organism in Eukaryota, Metazoa, Arthropoda, Insecta, Diptera, Drosophilidae. Bases 77 to 799 code for a protein of 240 amino acids. The record is from RefSeq and is a predicted model, not a curated record.
ACUUGUCAGCUGAUUACCUCGAUAUUUGUUUUGUUAAAAAGGAUAUUCUGAAUAUUACCACAGAUUUAAAAUAAAUAUGACUAGCGAAAGUGGAAAACAAUAUGUUUGUGUCAAUUGCGGCAGCCCAGCACGAGAGUUGAUUAAAAAGUACAGCAAUACCAUUAAGCCGACCAAUUGUUGCAAGUGUAACCAGCUCAUUGAUAAAUAUAUCGAAGUCGAAGAAUUCAUUAUCUUGAUAGAUGCACUUCUCUUGGACUCGGCUGCGUUUCGACACAUGAUAUUCAAUGGAAAUUUUAAGUUGUAUUGGAAGAUUUCACUCGUCGUCCUUCUGCUUGAAUCGUUUGCAUUGUGUCGGCAAAAGCGAGGAGAUGGCUCAAAUACAGCCUUAUACGAGAAAGGCUUUUAUAUGUGCACAUUACAAAGCAUUGGAGAAUACCUUUUAAUAACACUGCUGCUGCUAUUUAUUAGCGCACUUCUCAAUUUACGUCAGAUGAAUAAAGUCGGACAUGAAGCGGUUACAUUAAUCAUACUUAAAGUGGUGGCCAUUUCGAAUUUCUCCAAGUUCUUCCUGCUGCCGAUAUUGGUUUGGCGUAGCAAUACAACCGAUUUUGGACAAAAAUUGCACUAUAUGCUAGUGACAGGGCACCAUCUCUGCUCCCUGAUAAUGGCUUACAGUGUCGUUGGCAUUAGCAAUAGAAAUCUGCGAUGUUUGACCGCAAUUUUGGUGAUUUUUGCAUUUGCCAUUAAGGAGUACGUCAGAUAUUUGGCAUCAUUUAAAAUAGAGUUAUAUCUAUCUUAAAUUUUUUUUUUCUUCAACGUCGUGUGAUUAUGAUAAGAAAUAUAGUAAGUGAUUAUAUAUUUAAACGUAAUUUUUAAAUGAAAAUAAAAAAAAACAGUAUUUUAAUAAAAA